Molecule: messenger RNA, 2423 nt
Organism: Oryzias latipes (Japanese medaka)
Lineage: Eukaryota; Metazoa; Chordata; Actinopteri; Beloniformes; Adrianichthyidae
Gene: gmppb
Product: GDP-mannose pyrophosphorylase B
Biological process (GO): GDP-mannose biosynthetic process
Molecular function (GO): mannose-1-phosphate guanylyltransferase (GTP) activity; GTP binding
Source: RefSeq, a predicted model, not a curated record
GUGACCCACUGACGUUCAUUCACGCCACGCGCUAAACCGGAAGCCAAACAAGGAAUUCAAACAACCCUACGUGUCACUACGGGUGAGAGGAUCCUCCGCGCUACCCGGGAAGUCCGCCGCGCAGAGAUUUAAACAUGAAGGCUCUGAUUCUGGUUGGGGGGUACGGGACCCGGCUGCGACCGCUCACCCUCAGCGUCCCCAAACCACUGGUGGAGUUCUGCAACAAACCCAUCCUGCUGCACCAGGUGGAGGCGCUGGUCAAGGCCGGAGUGAACCAUGUGAUCCUGGCUGUGAGCUACAUGUCGGAGCUGCUGGAGAGGGAGAUGAGAGUCCAGGAGCAGAGGCUCGGGAUCCGGAUCUCUUUGUCCCACGAGACGGAGCCUCUGGGAACCGCCGGGCCGCUGGCGUUGGCUCGAGAGCUGCUGAACAUCGACGACGAACCGUUCUUCGUCCUCAACUCGGACGUCAUCUGCGACUUUCCCUUCCAAGAUCUGCUGCAGUUCCACCGGAACCACGGCAAGGAGGGAACCAUCGUGGUGACGCGGGUGGAGGAGCCGUCCAAAUACGGCGUGGUGGUGUUUGAGGCGGAAAGCGGGAAGAUCCAUCGCUUCGUGGAGAAACCGCAGGUCUUUGUCUCCAAUAAGAUCAACGCCGGCAUGUACAUCUUCAAUCCCAGCAUGCUCAGCAGGAUCCAGCUGAGACCGACAUCCAUCGAGAAGGAAAUAUUCCCCGUCAUGGCGGAGGAGAGCCAGCUGUACGCCAUGGAGCUGCAGGGUUUCUGGAUGGACAUCGGUCAGCCCAAAGACUUCCUGACGGGGAUGUGCAUGUACCUGCAGUCGCUGAGGCAGCACGCUCCCGACAGGCUGCACACGGGACCCGGUUUCCUUGGCAACGUCUUGGUGGACCCCUCCGCACAGAUCGGACAGAACUGCACCAUCGGGCCCAACGUCACCAUCGGCGCCGGCGUGGUGGUGGAGGAUGGCGUGAGGAUAAAGCGCUGCACGGUGCUGAAGGGAUCCAGAGUUCGAUCGCACUCCUGGUUGGAGAGCUGCAUUGUGGGAUGGAGCUCCUCCGUGGGUCAGUGGGUGCGCAUGGAGAACGUGACGGUGCUGGGGGAGGACGUCAUUGUGAACGACGAGCUUUACCUGAACGGCGCCAACGUCCUGCCCCACAAGUCCAUCAAUGAGUCGGUCCCAGAGCCGCGCAUCAUCAUGUAGCACCAGGAGGUUCUGUUUGGGCCGGACAGACACCCCAAGGGUGCCUCAGAGUGGGGGGGGGCGGGUGGAGGAGGAACUAAAAGCUCUUUUUUUUUCUGUUUGAUUGUUUUGGACAAGUUCUGGCCCUGCUCAGCUGCUCAGAGAGCAGGACUGUUAGCUGAACGUCUGACCCCAGGUUCUGAUCCAGACUGACGGACGGGGGCUGGAGCACUUGGUGGAGGGAUAAAUGGGGGGGGGGGUGUUUGGGGUAGACGGGGAAACGACAGUCACUUUCCAUGUGUAGAUUGAGUAGAUCCUCAGUGGAGCUGCGCGUUUGGACCAUGACCUUCAGAACCUCCAUGGCCGUGGAGGCGGGAGGAGCCCGACGCGCAGAGUGGAGGAUGCUGGGAUUGUUUGUGUGCAUAUCUGAAUGUGGAUCCGCCUUCACUGUUCAGGGGCGGAGCUUAAUAAAUGUUGGGUUGAGCAGACGACAGGAUGCAGCAGUUCUGUAGUCUGUUAGGCUGCAUCUGUCUUCAGUCCUAAAAAGAAAUGCCUUCAGAAGGACCCCCCCCCCCUGCUGAAAAACCAGGUUUUGUCUGGGGGGGGUUGUUUUAUCCAGUCAUUGUGUGUUACUGAUCAAUGGCAGACUCCUAAAUGCUGCAGCUCCUUCUGGAGACUCGGUUUCCUCCUCAGAGACGAAGCUCUGCACUGAACCUCCUCCAGCUGGAAUCCGUUUGACUGAAAGACUCACCACUGCAGAUGCAGGCUGGCUUCUGCCAUCACCUGCACACUCUGGUUUACUCUGGAACUAACCAUUUCCCUCUGGAGUCUCUUUCUGUGGGCUUCAGGCUGUUUUCUGUGAAAGCUGCACGUUCCAGCUGGAAGCCUGGAAGGAGGUGUGACCUCCAUCCAGGUGAGAUCUUGGUGGCUGACGGUCCUCUCCAGCCAUCAUCCUGCAUGAUGUGAAAGGAAAUGUUGGAUCCGAUGCUCCUCAGACCGACUUCCUCUCUGACAUCAUGAAUUCUGUGAUCGAAUCAUUUUCUCUGCUGAAACUUUCUGCAUUCUUCGUUCAGGUGAAGGACGCGCGCGGCCCACCCGACACUAAAAACUGGUUUCUACGGUCUGCACUUUGUGAAUGAGGCUGUUCAGAGCCAUGUACUUCCUGUCUGAAUGAAGAUUGUUCAUGAAAUGAAGUUUUUUUUUCUAAAGAAGUUACUGACAUCUGUU